CAGGUGGCAAACAUUUAUAUUUAGAAAUUUAGUGCAAGAGAAAUAAAAAACAAAAAUUAUAAAACAAAAUUGAAUUGACCUUAUUUAAAGCAAAAACAAAAAAAAUGGGCUAUAAACACAAUUUUCAGCAAUACGUAACAUAAAAUGCUGGCAUUUUGAAAAAUUUAAAAAAAAAGAAAGAUAUUUAAGCGCAAUAUUUUGGAAAAGAAACAACAUGGGUAGUAAUUUGGAGAACGAUUUCACGUUAAACGAUUCAAGUUAUAGCAGUGAUGAGGAUCUUAUUAGUAAAUUUCUAAAAAUAAAAUCACAAAAAUCUUUGAGUUUAUCAAGAAAUGAUGAAAACUUUGAAUGUACCAAAGUUGUAGAGGUUUUCAUAACAAAAGAUGGAAAAAUUUUUGCUCAAUGUAGUAUUUGCCUUUAUAAAACGGAAAUUGAAAACAUGAAUUACUUACUAAAGCAUUUUAUAGAUAAUCACGCUAUAUGCAGAAUUGUUCAAAAUGUUGAAAACCUUAUUACUAAUUAUAAAAACCGUGAUGAACCGGAAAUUUUUGAAAGCAAAUACAAUAAUACUGAAGGAUUAAAUUUCAUGAAUAAUAUUGAAAUUGAAAAUGUUCAUCAACAAACUGAAAUAAAAGCAAUAUGUGCAAUACCUUCAGACAUGUUUGAAGCAGAAAAUUUGAAAUUUGAAAAUGUUAGUGAUCAAUCGAGUUCGUCGUGUGUAGAAGAAUUAUUUGAAUUAAACAAAUUAACUUCACUAAAAAAUGAUUUUGAGAACAAUAUAAUAGAUUUUGAUGAGAAUGAAUCAAAUAACGAAUAUAUAACAGAAUGUAAAGAUGAAUAUUGUGACAGUAUAAUAUUAGAGGAGAAAAUGCUUGAUAAUAAAUUAAUUAAAUCCAUUGAUGCAUGUGAAGAAAAUCCAAAUUUCGAUAUUUCAAAUCAAAGUGACGCUCAAAAAUCUGAUGAAGAAUUUUAUCAAAAAUUAGCCGGUUUAAGUUCCGAUCAAUCGUUAUGCCAUAUAUGCAAUAUUAAGUUCCGUCAUAUUUCGCGACAUUAUAAAAAUCGACAUCCUGAAAUAAUACUUUGUGAGAUUGGAAAAUGUUUUCAAACCUUUAACACAUUACCAGAAUUGAAUAUACAUCAAGAAAGGUUUCACAAUGAUCCAGACCAUGCUUUUACAUGUAUUAUUUGCUCUUAUAAAACAAAUAAUUUAUAUUCUUUUCGAUUUCAUUAUCAACGUGUGCAUUUGAACAUAAAAGGUUUCGAUUGUGAUUUUUGUGAUAUGAAAUUUUUUUCAAAUUAUGAAAAAGUAAAACAUAUGAGAAGCCAUACUGGUCAAAAACCAUAUAAUUGUAAAUUAUGCAAUUCAAAAUAUCCAACAAAACAACAAUUGAAUUUGCAUAUUCAGAAAUAUCAUUCUGAGCCACUUUUUGAUUGUAAAAUUUGUAAUAAAAAAUUUCAUCGACAACAAACCUUAAAAGAACAUCAGAUGACAAAGCAUGCAGAAAAUGAAAAAAAAGUAAUUUGUGAAAUUUGUGGCGAUCGAUUUUUUUUGAAAAAACAUAAGAGAGAUCAUUUUAAUAACAUUCAUAAUCCAGAUCGUAAACGUUGGACUUGCACUGAUUGCGGAAAGUCUUUUAGCAGAAAUUCCAAUCUCAGAUAUCAUAAAGCCAUACACAAUUUAGAAGACUAAGCAUCUUUAAAUUUAUUUAAAUUAUGUUAAUAUUUUUGCAAAUCAUAUAGGUAUAUUGUUCUUACCAUUUGAAAUGCGUAUACAUAUAUGUAUAUAUUAAAGAAAUUACAGCGUAAUUAUGUACGCCCUGUACCAUAUAAAUCCCGAGAUUUCUCAAAGUAUUAACUAUUUUUUAAUUAAAUUAUAUAAUAUAUUUUGCUACAUGUACCUAUUUAAAUAUAAUGAUUUUGUUAUUCUUAAUUUAAAUAUGUUUGUCGGAAAUGUAUAUUUGCUAGAAUAAGUUUAGUUUUGUAAAAAUGUUAUUCAUAAAUAAGUACCU
Molecule: messenger RNA, 2009 nt
Organism: Condylostylus longicornis
Lineage: Eukaryota; Metazoa; Arthropoda; Insecta; Diptera; Dolichopodidae
Product: zinc finger protein 484-like
Exons: 3
Coding region: 215-1690 (491 amino acids)
Biological process (GO): regulation of DNA-templated transcription
Molecular function (GO): DNA-binding transcription factor activity, RNA polymerase II-specific; RNA polymerase II cis-regulatory region sequence-specific DNA binding
Source: RefSeq, a predicted model, not a curated record